GGAAGUGAGCGAGGUGCAUGUAUGACACUGCCAGAGAGACAGUGGAGACGGGGGAGACAAAAGUAGAGAGAGAGAGAGCGAGCGAGCGUGUGACACGUUGGCUUUAAGUGUGAGGGACAGUACAGAUAGCGGUGAUUAUUUUCAGGUAUACCUGAAGAUACAUGUACCUGACUAUAAAACUAAGACACCCAGUUUGCAUUCCUCUUUGGGUUGGCAGAACACAGUGUGGGAGCACGGUUAAGCGCCACACCAAGACCACCACCACAACCUACCCCUUCCAGAGGCCAUGGAGGAAGCCAAGGUCACAGAAGUUCCCCACCUGGAGAGGAGGGUCAGGAAGCGGAAAGAGCCCAUGGCCAUCCUGAAGACCAAGCUGAGCCGUAGCCUGUCCUGCUCCAUGCCCAGGGUCAAGACAACCCUGACUGGAUUAUUCCCUGUGGUGCUCUGGCUGCCCAGGUACAAGCUGAAAGAGUAUAUCUGGGGUGAUCUAAUGUCGGGCCUCGUCAUAGGCAUCAUCCUGGUCCCUCAGGCCAUCGCCUACUGUCUGCUGGCAGGAGUAGACCCCAUCUAUGGCCUCUACACUUCCUUCUUCGCCAACAUCAUCUACUUCUUCAUGGGGACCUCCAGGCACGUGUCUGUGGGCAUAUUCAGUCUGAUGAGCCUUAUGGUGGGCCAAGUGGUGGACAGAGAGGUGUAUAUGGCAGGGUUCGAUUUGGAUGACACCAAAGCAGAUGGAAUCUUGAAUGUGACAGUUGAGUCAGACAGCUCAGCCGUCAACCUGACCAUGGGGGCCUUCGGCAUGGAAUGUGGGAAAGAAUGUUAUGCCAUCAGUAUCGCAGCAGCCAUGACAUUUUUGGUUGGGAUUUACCAGGUAUUGAUGGCUGUGUUUAGACUGGGCUUUGUCUCCGUCUAUCUCUCUGCCCCCAUGCUGGACGGCUUCGCCACUGGCGCCUCGUUCACCAUCCUCACCGUCCAAGCCAAGUACCUCCUGGGGCUCAAGAUCCCUCGCCACCAGGGCUAUGGAACAGUGGUGGUCACCUGGAUCAACAUCUUAAGCAACAUCCAGAAUACCAACUACUGUGACCUGAUCACCAGUGCCAUCUGCAUCUCCGUCCUGGUGGCGGGGAAGGAGCUCCAAGAGCGCUUCAAGGACCGUCUUAAGAUCCCCCUGCCCACAGAGCUGGUGGUGGUGGCGAUCGCCACACUGGCGUCCCACUUUGGAGACUUUCAUAGACGGUAUGACUCCAAUGUCUCUGGGGCUAUCCCCACAGGCUUCAUCCCCCCUAAGGUGCCCAGUUUUGGGUUGAUGCCCAGGGUGGCCUUCGACGCCAUCCCACUGGCUGUGAUCAGCUUUGCCUUCACGGUUUCCCUCUCGGAGAUGUUUGCCAAGAAGAACGGCUACACCGUUCGCCCCAACCAGGAGAUGAUGGCCAUUGCUUUCUGUAACAUCAUCCCUUCUUUCUUCCACUGUUUUACCACCAGCGCUGCCCUGGCUAAGACUAUGGUGAAAGACUCCACGGGCUGCCAGACUCAGGUCUCCAGCAUUGUGAGUGCCUUCGUCGUUCUCCUGGUCCUACUCUUCUUUGCCCCCCUCUUUUACUCCCUCCAGAAGUGCGUCCUGGCCUGUAUCAUCAUCGUCAGCCUGAGGGGUGCGCUCCGUAAAUUCAGAGACGUGCCCAGUAAGUGGCGCAUCAGUAAGAUGGACGCAGUUGUCUGGAUGGUGACGAUGAGUGCCUCAGCUCUGAUCAGUGUGGAGAUGGGGCUGGUGGUUGGGGUAGUUUUCUCUAUGCUCUGUAUCAUCGUCCAGACCCAGAAGCCCAAGGUUUCUCUGCUGGGACAGAUCCAUGACACUGCCCACUACGAGGAUAUGGAGGAGUAUGAAAACCUCAUGUCUCUCCCUAAAGUAAAGAUAUUCCGUUUCCAGGCCCCGCUGUACUAUGCAAACAAUGACUUCUUCCUGAAGUCCCUGUACAAAGCCGUGGGCUUGGCACCCUUCCUGGAGAUGACCAGGAGGAGGAAAGCAGAGAAAAAAGGGGAAACACUGGCAGCGAAGGAGGCUGGGAGAGCCGACAAGACUAAUGGAGAGGUAAAGGUAGGGCUGGGUUCCAGAGAAUUUGACUUACAUACGAUCAUCCUAGACUGCUCUGCCAUGCCCUUCAUAGACUCAACAGGAAUGCAAACCUUCAAAGGGAUCCUUAAAGACUAUAAGGAGGUGGGUGUCACGGUGCUGCUAGCGAGCUGCAACACCACGGUCAUAGAUUCUCUCAGUCAAGGCUCUUUCUUUGGGAAGGCUGACAAAGACAUGGAAAACUUGUCAUUUUACACUGUACAUGCUGCAGUUCGAUUUGCCAAUGACAGGGCAGCUUCUACAUCAGAACUCUCCAACCCUGUUUCUCGAGAGCUACCGUCCUGUAGGUUUUCGAUCCAACCCUAAUCUAGCACAGUUGUUAGUUGAUAAACUGAGUCAAGUUAGUUAAAACUGGGGUUGGAGUAAAAACCUACAGGAGGCUAGCUCUCUAGGAACAGAGUUGGAGAACCCUGAUCUACAUCCAUUGGUGACGCACAGAAAGGUUGGAGGCACCUUCAUUGGGGAGGACAGACUCGUGGUAAUGUCUGGAGCGGAAUCAGUGGAAUGCGACCAAAUAGUUAACAGUAUAGGAACCUAUUGAACUUUUCAACAACAAAAUAUUCCCUUAAUGUUAUACUUGAAUUAUAAGACAAGCAAGCUUUUGUACAGUGAUGACCAUGUGUCAGUGAUACUGUUAAUGCGCUGGAUGUUUUAUAGGGGAUUUAUGAUUGACCAUCCAAUUAAUAAUCAAGGGAGUAUCAAUAUAUUUUAUGUUACAUUUUGAGUUUGGCCAGGACAGAUUCACCGUAACAUAGUACAUUUCGACUUCACAAUUUAUUUUCUAAAACACAACCUAUGGUUAGUAAUCCAAUAUGUUACCUCAAGAUGUACAAUAUUAGUUGACUUUUCAGAUUAACUUUUGAAGUUUGGAAUCUCAAAAAUUAAUUAAAUUCCCAUUUAAUAUUUCUUAAAAUCUGUACAUUUGAGUUACCAAAAGGAACAAUAAUUUUGUAUAUUUAUACAGUAUCUGGAAAUCCAUGGUUUAAUAAACUAUUAC
Molecule: messenger RNA, 3125 nt
Organism: Oncorhynchus keta (chum salmon)
Lineage: Eukaryota; Metazoa; Chordata; Actinopteri; Salmoniformes; Salmonidae
Product: sulfate anion transporter 1-like
Exons: 3
Coding region: 287-2434 (715 amino acids)
Biological process (GO): transmembrane transport
Cellular component (GO): membrane
Molecular function (GO): chloride transmembrane transporter activity; oxalate transmembrane transporter activity; secondary active sulfate transmembrane transporter activity
Source: RefSeq, a predicted model, not a curated record